Molecule: messenger RNA, 243 nt
Organism: Nezara viridula (southern green stink bug)
Lineage: Eukaryota; Metazoa; Arthropoda; Insecta; Hemiptera; Pentatomidae
Source: the annotation of a GenBank genome assembly
AUGGCUGACUCGACAGAGACGGCCAACGGGGAUCAAACCUACAUCUUGUUCCUCCUCACGAGCCUCUACUCCCUCAUCUUCGUCACAGGACUCAUCGGCAAUGUCAGCACCUGUAUCGUCAUCGCCAAGAACAGGCACAUGCACACAGCCACCAACUACUACCUGUUUUCUCUAGCUGUAUCGGAUCUUCUGUUGCUAGUAUGGGGAUUGCCACAGGACGUCUACCUUCUAUGGGCGAAGUGA